Theobroma umbraticum is the source of this 1240-nucleotide messenger RNA. RefSeq lists its product as uncharacterized. The record is from RefSeq and is a predicted model, not a curated record. Lineage: Eukaryota; Viridiplantae; Streptophyta; Magnoliopsida; Malvales; Malvaceae.
GACAGCCAUGGUUUCCUUAACUUCUAAUAGUCUACAUAUUAUAUUUGAUUGCGUCUUUGUUGGUUUCUUGUUCCUUGUCUUUUCGGGAAAGCGAUGAUUUCCUCUUUCCAGAUUGAGAACUUGUCUAUGCUUCUGGUAAUGCAAAAAUAUGUAAUCUUAAGUCAUGGCCGAUUGCCGCCCUUUUUAAAUUUGCCAAUGCCACACAUCACUUUUUGUUUGCUUUACCUUUCAUAAAACCUCCCCGUGAGGAGAAGGAACUGAUUCCUUAUCAAGCCAUGACUUACUUUCUGCAGGCAUUUUAUUUCCUUCACCACCUUCUUCCUUAUUCUUCCACCUUUCACAGCAAUGGAGGACUGCAACAUGCUGGUAGCUGAUUGUAUUGUCAUAUGUUGCUGCAGCCAAUGCUUGAUUCUCCAAAUGGUCAUCUUCGUCUUGCUCAAACUUCCUUGCAAACUAAUUCGGAAAACGAAAGGAUAUGCUAAGAAGAAACUUGGACGGGGGCGAAAGGGGAGGCCGAGGACUGAGAGGGUAAAGGGUGGAUUCCACGAUGAGGCUGUAGAAAUACACAGGAGUUCCGUACGUAUAGAAAUACCAGAAGGUCUUGCCAGUACUGGUGGUGAAGGCCAUGGCUUUGCAUGUUGUAUAGAGGAGGCUGAGAAGGUGUUGGAAGAGUUGUCUGAGAAAGGAGAGUUUGCAUUCGGAAGCUUUUGGGGCAGAUGAGAGACAUCAUCAGGGAAUGUCCUCAUCAGGUGUAGCCAAUCAAUCAGGGCUUUGAUUGACAGUAUUAAUUUUUGUACAGUGUGAUGAAUCAACUGAAAAUGGUUCUUUGGGGUGCAUGAGACCGAAAAAUGUGCUUUAGAUUUUGAUUCAGGGCGGCAGGGGUAACACUAGCAAUGUGUGCUAAAAACCAAAAUACCUGUUUCCAGGAUGCAAUUUUACCUCAAGCAAGCAGUGCCCCUUCACUCGCUUAAGGAUGCAAUUUGGGUAGCCAGGCUUAAUCAGGUAAGAUGAGAUAAAAGCAUUUCUUCAUCUUUUGACAUGAUGAAACAUAUUUUAGCACUAAAGUUAUCCAUAAGCAGAACAAGGUUGCAUAUUGUUUGAGAAGCAAAGGGUGAUAAAAUAAUUAAACAAGAUUAAAGUUUGGAAGAAAGACGCCGGUGGGGUCCAAUAAUUGUCCCAGCGCAUGCAUGUGUGUGCUCUCACGAGUUGAACUUUAAGACAAAACAGACAGCAAUGGUAU